GAGCGGCCGACUACAUUAUACGAUUGAUAUAUAGGUAGUACGCGGAUGGUUCUUUGUGCGUGCGAGAAGAGCAAGUGCCGACGCUUUAUUUUUAGUAAUAUAGAUACAUAUUCGGCUGAGAUAUUAUUUUAUAUCGAGCACUGGAUCGCGCCACCUCUUUAACGAGUACUAUUGUCGUCAUACUAUCCUGCAAUUACACCUGAAAAAAGAAGAUGCAACAAUAACAUCACAGAGCAGUAUCAUAAAAUAAAUUGUUUACAACUUUUGCAAUAUAUUAAAAUAAUAUGCCUGACUUGAAAUAAAAAAGGAAUAAAGAAACGCUUAUAAACAGAUAUAAAUUUGUCUUUGUAUAUCAGAUAAAGAGUAUUUUAAUUUUCAAAUUGUAAAAUGUAUUUUGGAUGCAAAUGUUUGAAUGUAUCCAUUAAAACUAAGGGGAGUGAGUUAAACGAUGUCAAUAUUAAUGAUGCAGAACUGAACAUAAAAGAACAAGCUGAGAUUUAUUUUGAUAAUAAUAUUGCUAUGGUGAAAGAUUUGGAUACUAUAAAGAAAGAACAUCCUGCUCUGGUAGAAGUUAAAAAUGUAGAUGGAUGGGCUGUUUACCGCUGUUAUAAUUGUAUGACAUACACUCAUGCAAUGCAUCAGGAUUAUGGAGCCACUUUGGUUCUGGUCAACGCCAAUAUUAUUACAUCUGAAAAAGAAAUAAAUAAUUUGAAGACUAGUAAUAGCUAUAGUCCAGUUUUUAGAAUAAUUAUUGAUUCCAAUAAAAUGCAAGAGAUGGAAUCACUUGAGCCACAAAUUAAAUUUUCAGUGUCUCAUUUACCUAGUAAUUCAAGAUUGGCUCUUGCCAUAUUAGAACAGCAGCUUGAACAAGCGAUUCAGCAACAAGCUCAUUUAAUCGAUUCAAAAAUUCGUGAAUUCACUAGACAGCAGUAUGAGAUAUUGGAUAAAUUCAAAGAGCGUGCUCAUUCUGAACAUUCUUUUCUAACAAGAUUGAUUUGUAGUGAACAAAAUACCAUAAAUGGUACAAAUUAUACAGAAACUUUACCUGCAGCUGUGCACUCUAUUCAGCCAAAUAAAACUACCUCAGUGAAUGAUGCUACAGAUACGACAGCAAAUCUAAUUUCAAGAAAUUCUACAGUUAGUCUGCAUUCACCCCACAAGUCAUAUAAUAUUGGUCACAUUAAUGGUAAUAGCCAGAAUAGUGACUCACAAAUUAGAGAUGCAAGUAGCUAUGAUGGAGAGCCUUUAUUUUUACUUGAGGGAAUGGAUGACAGUCCACCUUUAAUGAAUAGGCACCACAUACAAGUUUCUGAUCAGGAAUCUGAUACUGACGAUUCUGGCAAUGAAGUAAUUCACGUACCUCGUAAUCAUAGAAGUGGGCAUCCAACAUUAGCAAAAUCUUUGCCUGUCACGGUACCUACUUUUCAUUCCUUUAGUCAGCGUUUAGCAAUACAAGACGACGAUGAUGAACAGAUUUCCAGAGAUCCUAUGGAUCCCCACAACAUACAAGCUUCUAUAAAAGCCUUAGCUAAAAGUGUACAUGGUGAUACAGUUUUUGGUGAUCUACCUCGUCCUCGAUUUUCGACUAAAAUGUGACUCGAUUUGCUGGCAAGAAUCGCCAGAAUGCUUUCGAGAAUUUGAGAAUAAAUAUGUGAUGCUAUUUCUUUUUAUUAUUAUGACAUAUGUACGUCAAUCAUUAUUUUUAUUUUUUUAUAUCUACAAAUUGCCACUGCUGUGUACGAAGUUGGUUUACAAAAGUUACAAUUACUGCAUUAUUAUUAAGAAAAGUUUUAAUCUUAGCUAUUAUUUUGAAAACUGAUCAGAUUGUAAAGAGAAUUAGUAGAUUACAAGAAAAAGGUAGACAUUUCGAUGGUUAAAAGAAAAAGAUCAGCAAUUUAUACUGAUAGCAGGCAUCAUUUUUGCUAUAUUGACAAUGAAUGACUAUUUUUGUUACAUUCAUGUAAACAUGGCGUGCGUAUGCAUAUCUUAAAUAACAGAACCUAAUGUUUUUGUGCUAGUAAGUUUCUAAAAAUAGUGAUGGCCACGUUGUACAGAAAACAUUUUAACCUUUUCUUUGGAAAAAAAAUCAAAUUGAAUUUUUGUAUGAACUAUAUAGUUGAAAUGUAAUUUUAAUCUUGUCAUUGUUUUUGAAAAUCUACAAAAAACGUGCUUCAAAUCUUGUAUGAAAUGAAAUGUAAAAAGUUUGGAAUUGAAAUAUUUGUUUUACUAUAGUACAAUAUUCUUGUAAAUAUAGAUCAAAAACUUAUUUUUGACAAUUUGUGAAAACUAAUACAGAUGAAACUAUUAAUGAGCUUAUUUUCUAACAAUGAAAUUAAAUACUUAAAUAAUUUUCUAUUUUAUUAUUGAAAAAAGUAAAUUUACUAUUGUGUAUUAUCCACAAUGUUCUUGUUGUCUUAUAGUAAAUUUUAUAUUAUCAGAUAUUUCAAUUGAAUUAAAAAAUGGUACAUUAAAAAUGUGAACUUAGAUAAAAAUGAAUAGAAAGUUUCUGUUAUAAAGUUGGAAUAAUACGAAACAAACAAUACGAAAAAUAGUACAGGAAAAGCUUUUAAAAAAUUAUGUCAAAAAUAUCAUUUAAUUCUAAAUAAGUGUACACGUUUAUACUUCCAUAAACUACGCUCGACUGAUCUCCGAAUACUCUGCAAAUAAUAUACGAGUGCAAGUAUACAGAAUAAAUUACUGUUAAUGACUAAACAACGAGCUG
Phymastichus coffea is the source of this 2722-nucleotide messenger RNA. RefSeq lists its product as uncharacterized. The transcript is spliced from 9 exons. Gene Ontology annotation, cellular component: cytoplasm. The record is from RefSeq and is a predicted model, not a curated record. The coding region runs from base 388 to 1596 and encodes 402 amino acids. Gene Ontology annotation, biological process: neurotrophin TRK receptor signaling pathway; negative regulation of TOR signaling; negative regulation of protein kinase activity. Lineage: Eukaryota; Metazoa; Arthropoda; Insecta; Hymenoptera; Eulophidae.